GGAGGAGGUGGUGGCCGUGGAAGUGGCGGCGGUGGCUAUGGUGGAGGAGGUGGUGGUGCAGCGAGAGGUGGGGGUGGUGGCAGUGGCGGCGGUGGUGGAACCGGCGGUUAUGGUGGAGGUGGUUCCAGUGGCAGCGGAGGUGGCUUCGGUGGAGGAGGCUUCGGUGGCGGUGGUUAUGGUGGAGGCGGUUUCAGUGGAGGCGGUUCCGGUGGAAGCGGGGGAAGUUUUGGCGGAGGAGGCUUCAGUGGAGGUGGUUAUGGUGGAAGCGGAUCCGGUAUUGGUGGUUCCGGAGGUGGCGUCUACGGUGGAGGAGGCUUCGGUGGAGGUGUUAGAGGUGGCAAUAGCGGAGGUGGUGGCAGUGGCUCCGGUGGCGGUGGAUAUCGAGGUUAUGGGAAAUAACUAUAAUAUUAAUAAAUUACAUUAAACCAA
Molecule: messenger RNA, 429 nt
Organism: Homarus americanus (American lobster)
Lineage: Eukaryota; Metazoa; Arthropoda; Malacostraca; Decapoda; Nephropidae
Product: glycine-rich cell wall structural protein 1.0-like
Exons: 1
Source: RefSeq, a predicted model, not a curated record